AUGACAUACCAGAAAGCAGUCAUUAUCACCGCACCCCAGCAUGCAAAAGUGGUCGACGACAGACCUAUUCCGAGGUUGCGCGAUGACUGCAUCCUAGUCAAAACCGUCAGUGUCGCACUGAACCCCACCGACUGGAAGCAUAUCGAUAACCUCGCCAGUCCUGGGGUGCUUGUCGGGUGCGACUACGCCGGCAUCGUGGAAGCCGUUGGCAAGGCUGUGAAGAAACCAUUUGCCAAAGGCGACCGCAUUUGUGGAUUCGUACACGGAUCCAAUGCCGUCCAGCCCGAGGACGGGGCUUUCGCGGAAUACAUUGUCGCUAAGGGAGAUCUCCAGUACAGGAUCCCUGAGGCCAUGGCCUUCGACGAGGCUGCAACGUUAGGCCUGGGAGCCAUCACUGCUGCGCUGGGACUUUACCAGAGCCUCCGUCUUUCACUACCCACUUCCCCAGUGCAGGAGAAAAUCCCAGUGCUGGUGUACGGAGGAUCCACCGCGACAGGGACCUUGGCGAUUCAGCUUGCCAAGCUAUCGGGGUAUACAGUCCUGACGACUUGUUCUCCCCGCCACGCCGAUCGUGUGAAGUCCCUCGGCGCGGACGCGGUUUUCGACUACAACGAUCCCAAUGCCGCCAACGCAGUCAGAAAGCAUACCAACGACAGUCUUACUCUGGCUUUCGAUACCGUGUCGGUCGAGAGCAGUGCGAGAUUUUGUGAUCUGGCUCUUUCCUCGCAGGGCGGAGACUAUAGCUCCCUGCUACCGAUCGCAAUUGAACGGGAGAAUGUACGGGAUCGAGCCACGAUGGCUUACACUGCAUUCGGUGAGAGAUUUAUCUUUGGGCCCAAGGAGAUUCCAGCGCGACCGGUCGAUAGAGAAUUCGCGGAAGCUUUUACUCCUAUUUUCGAGGACUUGCUAGCAAGUGGCAAGGUCAAGCCCCACCCGGUUCACAUUGGUGAUGGUGGGCUGGAUGGUAUUUUGGAUGGGCUGCAGCUGUUGAGGGAGGGAAAGAUUAGUGGCGAGAAGCUUGUUUAUAGUAUCACAGACAGCUAA
Messenger RNA from Aspergillus japonicus CBS 114.51, 1044 nucleotides. RefSeq names its product zinc-binding alcohol dehydrogenase family protein. Lineage: Eukaryota; Fungi; Ascomycota; Eurotiomycetes; Eurotiales; Aspergillaceae. The transcript has a single exon. The record is from RefSeq and is a predicted model, not a curated record. Gene Ontology annotation, molecular function: oxidoreductase activity, acting on NAD(P)H. The coding region runs from base 1 to 1044 and encodes 347 amino acids.